Messenger RNA from Neltuma alba, 1772 nucleotides. RefSeq lists its product as uncharacterized. The record is from RefSeq and is a predicted model, not a curated record. NCBI's taxonomy places the organism in Eukaryota, Viridiplantae, Streptophyta, Magnoliopsida, Fabales, Fabaceae. Bases 267 to 1238 code for a protein of 323 amino acids. The transcript has a single exon.
AUUUAGAUAGUCCAAGGAUUACAGUGUCCACGGAAGCAGAUUUCAAAGAGUCGUUUGAGAAGAAUAAAAAGUACAUGGACCAAAUUACAAAUUAUGCAAAGUGUAAGGAGCACAUGUUUAAUAUUUUUGUGCAGUUUGUGCGGGUUAGGAGUUAGGACAAAAUCCCAGUCCCAACAAAAUCCAGUAGGGUUCCGCUCUGGUUUAAAACUCCAUCCUGCAAUUCGAGAUUCCCGGAUUUCUCUCCUCGCGCGGUCCCGUCGAAAGAAAUGGACGCUAGCAGAAUGGAAGCCGAGCGGCUGCUUGGGCUCGCCGAAAAACUCUUACAGAACCGGGAUCUCAAUGGCUCAAGGGACUUUGCCAUUUUAGCUCAGGAAGCCGAACCGCUUCUGGAAGGUUCCGAUCAGAUCUUAGCCGUCAUCGACGUGCUUCUCGCGGCGGAUAAACGCGUCAACAAUCACCACGACUGGUACGCGAUUCUUCAGGUGGAUCGUCGAUCCAACGAUUUCGAUCUCAUCAAAAAACAGUAUCGUCGGCUCGCGCUUCUCCUUCACCCGGACAAGAACAGGUUCUCUCUGGCCGAUCAUGCUUUCAGGCUCGUUGCCGAGGCAUGGGCCGUGCUAUCGGACCAGACUAAGAAGGCACACUUCGACAAGGAGCUCAGCUUCUUUACCAGGGUAGACUUGAGUAUGCCCAGCUGGGUUCAACAAGAAAAAUUGCCGGUUCGUAGGGGUGGACCUGGGCCCAGUGAACGGAGUCAAGGUCAUGAUCCGUGGAAUGGUGGCAACGCCGCGAGGGAGGAAGAAGGGGAUGAGAACCCGGGGCGGAGGCCGACCUUCUGGACGACAUGCCCGUACUGUUACUAUAUAUACGAGUACCCUAAGAUUUAUGAGAAUUGUUGUUUGAGGUGCCAGAACUGCGAGAAGUCUUUCCAUGGUGUUUCUAUUCCAUCUUUGCCGCCUCUUGUGCCGGGACAAGAUGCUUAUCAUUGUUGUUGGGGUUUCUUUCCGAUGGGAUUCUUUGUCGGUAAUACGGGUGGCAAGUCGGGUGUGCCAUCCACCCUCAAUUCGCCACCACCGGUCUCAACUGCGCCGGUAGAGAAUGGUAUGCAUAACGGGCAACCGCCGGCGGCCCCAAUCUCUGCGGCUUCUAGGAGGGCGACGUCGGUUGUCUCGAAUGGGACUGCUUCAGGGUUGGGUUUUGUUAAGCGGAAACGAGGAAGGCCUCGGAAAAAUCCUUAGCCGGCAUGAUAGGGGUUUGAGAUUUGAGUUUUUUUGGGUGCAAUUGAAACGCAUUCGGGUCUUCUCUCAACUACGGAUCUGGUUAACUUUUGUUGAAUUGUUAAUUUCUUAGGUUUGAAGACGGAAGGCCGAAGCUGCUGGGCUGAAAAAUUUGUAAGUACUGCUAGUUUUGUCCAGUUUCCUCCCGAUUGUAUCUGAAUAUUUAGAUGUUUUUCUUCACUGACUGCCUCAUGGUUGAUUCUUGAGGUGACUCUGUAGAUGUACUAUCUAUUAGAGUUGUUUCAGUUGGAGGAUUAGCAGAAGCUCCGUGUCAUUAGUUUAUCUCAGUUAAACGCAGAUUUACAAGAUUAUUCCUGAUGACUUUUAGCCUAAAUGAAUUUCGAAAACAUUAUUUCCUUACUGUGCUGCUUGUAAAAAACAUUAGGACGUUUGCACAAUUUACUUCGAUUAUGCAUUGUGAAGUUUGUUUUCCCAUCUAAAACUGGACUCUUCAAAUUUCUUUGAAAAAUGUCCAUGCCUUUCUGGCAUUCCUAA